AAACAGUCGAAGAAAAACGAAAUUUGUUUCAACCCUUCAAUUGAAGAACAAAUUAAGUGAAGAUGUCAUGGUUGUAAAUCCAUGUCCAAACAUUCCAGGUCCUGCACUUACAGUAGGUGUUCGCCAUGGAAGCCUCCCCUUUGACUCAGCAAAGUAGGCCAGAGGUCUUUCAGCCAAAGAUUGUCACACUAUACGAAUCUUUAUUCCAGGUGACUGAAAAUAUUGAGCCGAGCGAGGGCUUCUGGAGAGAGUUUUAUCUACUUCCUCCUGAUAGAGAGCACCUGCGCCGCCUCUUAGAUGGAAUCUCUGCAGAUGAUACGUUGUUAUUGCAAGGAAUCACUCGACGAUUGUUUUCCCGAUCUAUACGUGAAGCCGCAUCUGGAGUGUCUCCAAAUGACGCCCAUGCACUCAAGACCCUCACUAUAUUCCUAGGAAGUAUCUCGGUCAAAAAGUAUACCAAUCCUAGUUCCGACAUCAUUACCGUACUCGCCGGACUCGAUGAGGUGGAUCAAGUCUUUACCGACUUUGUCGCCGUGCUGGACAAAAUCAUCCGUAGCAGCGGUCAUUUGAAUCUUCGCCUGAAGGCGAUCAGAACGACUAUCGCCAUGGUCAGCGGAGCAUAUAAAACCAGCCUCGUCACAUAUUUCAUGCAACGAGAUUUCUUCCCUUCCAUUAUGAAGUUUAUACAUGAUCUGGACACCAACCUGCAAAUACUGGAGCCAUUCCUGCUCCUCGGUCUAUUAGCAAACUACAAUAAAUUCGAAUUUCAGAAUCCAUACCAACAACGACUUGACGACUUUGUCAAUGAAGCCACAAUCCAGAAAAUCGUCAAAGGUGUAGGGCUGUCCUGCGCUGGUCUCAGAAACGCAUACGUUGCCAUCCAAGAUGAUCUUCCGGAAGGUUGGACGUUGAGCAAUACCCUUGUCUUCUUUGGCUUACGAGCUUUGACUGGUGGGAAUAAAGACAAAGCUGCAACCUCGACAGCGGAAGAAGUCAAAGAAACCUUUGCUGCUCAACCCGAAUCUGAAGCUGCAGUUCUCUUGGCCACCUACGACUUUGCCAACGCAAACAAACUAUUUGGAUACAGUCUAGUGACUUCCAUACCGGAAAAGCGAAAUGAAGAGUCUCCCUUUGCAAGUUUCCUCUCCCUAACAUCCUAUCUACUCCAACACGCUUACCGGUCCGAGAGAGUCGCAACAUACGCAGAGCUCAACAUGUUCUCGCUUCGUAUAAUCGUUGAAGAUCCCAUGCUGUGCAAGCGGAUCUGCAGCGAUGACAACAAACGUAGCGUGCGCCUGUGUCGACAGAGACAACCGCAUCUCCCGCUUGUCAGUGGUGACCGCGUGCUGGCGACUGUUAUCUUCGAUAUGAUGAUUGAUACGAUCACACACAACCUCCGGCGCCGAUUAGACACCAACCUCUACAGUCACGUCAUUGCGAUUCUCAUCCGACUCUUCACCUACCUCUCCUCUAACAAAACCCGACUCACAUACCACUGGGCCGAAAUGUGGCGCACUCUUCUCUCCCUCAUGCGAUUCCUCACCACUUACUCAUCCGAUCUGUCCUCAUCACCACACAUCGAUACCCUGACAAUCUCACUCGUGGACCUGAUUGCAUUCACAUUAUCGACGGGUGACACUUUCCUCCCCGACCCAGCCUCAUAUGACGAUCUCUUUUACAAAAUCGUCGAAGCUGGGCCGAUCAUCGCUCGAUUUCGGGACGCUUAUAAAUUGACGACGAUGACACCAGUACCCGGCAGUAAUGCUCCUCAGGGAGCGUCUGUCAAUACUCUAAUUACCGUCUCCACCCAUUUUCUCACACUGCUUUUCCAGACGGAUAAAUCCGCGACCGAGUCCGGUGAUACGGCCGCUACUGCCCGAAAGAAGAAUCUUGGUCCGAGGGAAGUGCAUCAGAUUAUCAAGCAGGGAUACGAUACACUCAGCAUUCAGCCGCAGGAAGGAUUGAAUACGUGGGAAAAAUGGCGCGAGGCGGAUAGGAAGCUUGAGUUGAAGCGCGCGGCGCGAUGUGCUGUUGAGGAUGCGAGGAAGCUCGUUCUGUAGUAAAUUCGCGGGUGGUUCGAUUUGUUGUUUACAUAGCUUGUUUUCGUGUAUAUACAAGCACACUUUGUGUUUUUGGAGUCUACGAUAUCUACUACAUAUAGGAGGUUGUCACAAUGAUGAGCUAUCAAUUCAUACGAGACCUAAUUAUCCUAAUACAUAUCGCACAACACCAGAGCGGUCCCCCGUGAGGGUAAAUGAUAUCCAAAUUCACCCAGCUAUUAUCGUAUUCUCCAGUUCCAUCCUUCGGCAUCUUCACUCUCGAAUGCUCAGAUAAGACGAGAGGUUGCAGUGCCUGGAUUAGGAAUCGGCACUCCAGUAGCCUUUUCCAAGUAUUCCGUACUAGCACUAAUAUACUUGUUUGAAAAGAACUUUUCGGAA
Talaromyces stipitatus ATCC 10500 is the source of this 2438-nucleotide messenger RNA. RefSeq lists its product as uncharacterized. The coding region runs from base 126 to 2060 and encodes 644 amino acids. Gene Ontology annotation, biological process: regulation of Golgi organization. NCBI's taxonomy places the organism in Eukaryota, Fungi, Ascomycota, Eurotiomycetes, Eurotiales, Trichocomaceae. Gene Ontology annotation, cellular component: cytosol. The transcript is spliced from 7 exons. The record is from RefSeq and is a predicted model, not a curated record.